Messenger RNA from Ceutorhynchus assimilis (cabbage seed weevil), 3091 nucleotides. The record is from the annotation of a GenBank genome assembly. NCBI's taxonomy places the organism in Eukaryota, Metazoa, Arthropoda, Insecta, Coleoptera, Curculionidae.
UGACAGCUUUCGGCUUUUUCGAGAGAAAUACGCGCGUGACAAUAAUCAGUGCGUAUUUACUUAUUGUGCUUAAUUUGAAAAAAACAAUAAUUAUUUUCGAAUACAUAGUGUAACUUGAAAAUUAAACCAAGGCAAAAAUGAACCUUGUUUGUGGAUUUUUCUUAAUAGUUCUGAUGUUCUUUCCCCAAGCGAAAACCAGAAGUAACUUCAAGGAUAAUGAAGUUACCGCAGCAAUAGAAAUCCAAGCAGUAGAAGGAAAAAUCGUUAACCUACCUUGCGACGUCACACCACCCGGGCACGAUAAAGUCUACAUGGUAUUCUGGUUCCAGCAAGGUUCCGGCUACCCUAUAUACAGUUUCGAUGUCCGAGGCAAAUCGAUGUCGCAAGCCAGGCACUGGUCGGCGCCGGAAGUGUUCGGUACCAGAGCGUACUUCCGCACCGUGUCGGAACCAGCGGAACUGGUAAUCGAAGACGUCAAGCGGCACGACGAAGGAGUUUACCGGUGUCGGGUGGACUUUCGGAAUGCGCAAACGCGCAGCGUCCGGUACAAUCUUACCGUAAUUGUCCCUCCGGAGCCGCCCAUCAUCCUGGAUAAGUGGGGUCGUCAUUUGAACGGCACGGUGGGCCCUUACGAGGUCGGCGACGACGUCGUAUUAACUUGUCGGGCGGUGGGCGGUCACCCCCAGCCCACCGUUAGAUGGCUGGUUAACGGCCAGGUCGUUGACGACGAAUAUGAACACGACGCCGGCGACGUUAUCGAGAACAAAUUCACCUGGCCGUCGGUCUCCAGACAAGAUUUGGACGCAAUUUUCACCUGCCAAUCGCAAAACACUAAACUUACCGAGCCCAAAGAGGCAGCGGUUCUUCUAGAACUUAUUUUGAAACCGUUGACCGUCGGUAUAGCAAAAACCGAUGGUCCGUUGGUGGCUGAUAAACGGUACGAAGUCACGUGCGAGAGUGCUGGUUCUCGACCGCCGGCUAUAAUUACGUGGUACAAAGGAAAACGUCAGUUGCGACGGACAAAGGAAGACACAAUGGAAAAUGUAACAAUUAGCGAACUAAGUUUCGUUCCGACAACGGAAGACGAUGGAAAAUCUAUAACUUGCAGAGCUGAAAAUCCGAACGUCACUGGUCUUUUUUUGGAAACUUCUUGGAAAAUCGACGUUGUCUUUCCACCCAUAGUUGAUCUAUCCCUUGGAAGUACCCUAAACGCUGACGACAUCAAAGAAGGCGACGAUGUUUACUUUGAAUGCAAAGUCAAAGCCAACCCUCCAAUGAGACGACUUACUUGGUUGCACAACGAUAUAUUUCUGGCGCACAACUUGUCGAACCGGAUUAUACACAGCAACCAGAGCCUGGUGCUGCAAAAAGUCACUAAGCAAAGCGCCGGAGUUUACAGGUGUUCGGUUGUGAAUUCCGAAGGGGAAACUGUCAGCGACGAGCUCAACUUUCGAGUGCAAUAUGCUCCGAGGUGUAAAAACGACAAAAUCGUCGUGGUAGGGGCUUCAAAAGGUGAAAACAUCGACGUGGUCUGCGAAGUUGAAUCUGACCCACCAGUAAAGAGCUACAAAUGGAAAUUCAACAAUUCCGGCGAAACUUUGGAGCUAGAAUCGCAACGAUUCUCAAAAACUAGCAACGGUAACGUCAGCAUUUUGAAGUACAAUCCCACAACCGAGCUGGAUUACGGCUCGCUAUCAUGCUGGGCGUCUAAUGUACUCGGCCAACAGCUAAAUCCCUGCAUUUUUCAAGUUGUCGCAGCAGGCAAACCAUUCCCAGUGAAAAACUGCACUCUAACCAACCAAACCAGCAACUCCGUAGAAGUCUACUGCCAGCCAGGUUUUGACGGCGGUCUACCACAAUAUUUUCUACUAGAAAUAUACACGACCAGCUCGAAUAUACCCCAAUACAACAUUACAUCCUACAUCGAACCGUAUUUCUUUUUGGACAACUUGGAAACGGACGUUACCUUUCGAAUUGCGGUGUUUGCCGUCAAUGCCAAAGGCAAAAGCUCGUCGGUCAUUUUGGAAGAGUUCGUUUUUAGAGAUGCUGAAAAAAGAACUGCUAGUGAUGGUGAGUUUUCUCCAGUGCUAGGAAUUCUAGUAGGCGCCGCAGGGACAGUGAUAGCAAUCGCAGUCUUAAUUAUACUGCGAAUGAGAGAUGCGAAAAGUAAUUCGCAAGCGAUUUUGGAUGAGAAAGUUUCUGGCGUUAGUAGGGGACAAUGUAACACAAUGUCAUCCAUGAAGCCCUUGCUGAGAGGCUCCUCACCUAGAGAACUGGACGAAAGAGAUCCGGAUAUUAUACCCGCUAAGUAUGGGGCUGCAGAGAAUGAGGAAAAUCGUUUGGGGGCCCUCAACGGUUCCCAAGCGUCAACUGCCGUCAACUUCAGUUAUCCUUCGGACGUUCCUCUUGUUAGAGCAGGUCCCAAAUGGAAUGACUCUGCAGAACUGGUUAGUCAGAUGGAGGCGUCAAUUGUUAUCAUUAAACCCGGUCAAGAACAAAACCUAUUAUGAUAAAUGGAUUUCAACAAAACGAAAAACCAAGAAAGUAUUGACAUUGAAACUGACGCCUGAGAAUAUACUCAUAAUGUUUGUGUGCCUUACAUUUUUUUUACUUCAGGAUUUCGGUGCCAAUACAAUUAUGUACAUACUUAUAAGUUUUGUCCUUUCGAGAAGUACCUAUUGUGCUACAUGCAGCAAGCAGGUUAAACAUUUUUAACGCUAAACUUCACUAUGUGAGAAUUGAAAAAAAAGAAAUAAAACGGAGUCUUCUGAAAUGGAGAAUGGAGCAAUUCACAGAUAUGUGAAUUAAUUCAAGAAUUACAACAAAAUAAUGUUAAUAUUAUGAAAAAGUCAAUUGAAUUGUGCUUGUUGUUUAUUGAAAAAUGUUGCAAAGCCACUUGUUGAAUUCAAAUCAUACAUACUUUGAAAUAUAAAUAUUGGGUGUCCAAAUGUUUUUGCGAAUCAUACAAACUGUAAAAUAUAAGUCUUAAUAGAAAAUUGGUGUAUCUAACACAUACUCUAAUGGUAUAAAAUUUUCAACUUAUCGGGCUUCCUCAUGCCUAGAAAAAGUGUUGGCUGUGUUGUAGAGGUAG